UCAAAAAUGCCUUCGAACAGUGGAACCGUUAACAAAGACUUGCAGGCGGAGCGCGACAAGUGCACGUUUAACAAUGAGGAGUUCACCCUCUGGUGGGUUGGUGGGGAGACGAAGCUGAAGGAAAAGCGAUUCCGAGAGGACUUCUUCCUAAAUGAUCCGGAGUUGCAAGAGAAAGUGCCUCUGCACUUCCUUUCUCACAAGGAAUUGUACGAAGAAUCGGUGCGUAAGGCGACUGUCGCAUUCCGAAAGGUUCGCAAGCUACAGGAAAUGGGACAGGACGGUGUGGACAACUACUCCGCUCUUCUCGGAGGACUACUUGGCACCGGCAUCCUGAAGCAGGGCAACCCGUUGACCGUCCACUAUGUGAUGUUCCUACCGGCCAUUCUUGGCCAUGGUACGCCGGAACAGCAAGCCGAGUGGUUCGGAAGGGCAUGGAAUUGUGAGGUAAUCGGCACGUACGCACAGACCGAGCUUGGCCAUGGCACGUUUUUGCGUGGAUUGGAAACGACAUCUACAUACGACGAGCAGACGAAAGAGUUUGUCCUCCACAGUCCGACACUAACGGCGUAUAAAUGGUGGCCAGGAGGAUUGGCACACACGGCCAACUAUUGUGUGGUGAUGGCCCAGCUGUUUUCGAAAGGAAAAUGCCACGGUAUUCAACCGUUUAUUGUUCAGUUGCGUGACGAGGAAACACAUAUGCCACUGAAAGGCAUCACGAUCGGAGAGAUCGGUAACAAGCUCGGAAUGAACGGAGUCAAUAAUGGAUUCUUGGGCUUCGAUCACGUGCGUAUUCCACGUAAGAACAUGUUGAUGAAGAACGCGAAGCUUCUGGAGGAUGGAACGUUUGUGAAACCACCUUCUCAAGCUCUCACGUACGGCACGAUGAUGUUCGUACGAGUGGUGAUUUGCCGUGAUAUGGCUGCGUACCUGUCCAAGGCGGUCACGAUUGCUGUCCGCUACUCGGCUGUGCGUCGGCAAAGCCACAUCAAUCCGGAGCAACCGGAAGUGCAAGUAAUCGACCAUUUGACGCAACAGUACAAACUCUUCCCGGCCAUCGCGAAAAGCAUUAUCUUCAAGCUGGCAUCGGACAACCUGUGGGAGAUGUACAACCAGGUGACGUCUGAGCUGGAUAAAGGCGAUCUGGAGCGACUUCCGGAACUCCACGCCAUCGCUUGCUGCCUGAAGGCGAUCACCACCGCGGAUGCAGCUGCUGGUGUUGAAAUUUGUCGGCUAGCUUGUGGCGGUCAUGGCUAUAUGACGUGCUCAAACUUCUAUGGUACCUACGGCAUGGUUACGGCCGCCUGCACGUACGAGGGCGAGAACACGGUACUGCUAUUGCAAACAGCUAGAUACUUGAUGAAAGCCUGGCAACAAGCACUCCGAGGACAGGAACUUGUGCCGACCGUUCAAUACCUAGCUCGUUUCCUGAGCAGUAAGAGCCGUCGCAUGGAAUGGGACGAUUCGAUUGGGGGAAUUAUUCGUGCGUUGGAAACUGUAGCUGCGGGUAAACUUCGCCUGGCGGCGGAACACAUUGAGCAACGACAAAAGGGUGGUGCCACUUUGGAAGAAGCCACCAAUCAGACCUCGAUCGAGCUCUCACGCACAGCGGAUGCGCAUUGUCGGGCUUUCCUUGUACAGUCCGGCUAUGAGAUGAUUGAGAAGAACUGCGAAACGGUGUCGUCGGAAGUGGCCCGUGUUCUGCGCGCAAUCUACCAUCUGUAUGCCUAUGACGAAGCGUUGAAAGCACUUGGCGACCUGCUGCGGUUCACGACCAUUUCCGAGAGCGAUAUCCAUCGACUGCAGGCAAAACUAGAAGCGACGCUGGCCGAGCUUCGUCCGAACGCUGUGGGAAUAGUAGACUCUUUUGACAUUCCGGACGAUGUCCUGGGAUCGCCACUUGGUGCAUAUGACGGCAACGUGUACGAGCGUUUGUACGAGGAGGCCAAAAAGAGCCCGCUUAAUCAGGAACCUGUCAAUCAAUCAUUCCACAUGUAUUUGAAACCGUUCAUGAAGGCCAGUCUCUAAAAGCCCCAGAAGAACUGCAAACACACACGCAUUGUGCCUAUGUUGCUGGUGAUAGUUAAUUGUUUUUUA
Molecule: messenger RNA, 2094 nt
Organism: Anopheles nili
Lineage: Eukaryota; Metazoa; Arthropoda; Insecta; Diptera; Culicidae
Product: probable peroxisomal acyl-coenzyme A oxidase 1
Exons: 9
Coding region: 7-2025 (672 amino acids)
Biological process (GO): lipid homeostasis; fatty acid beta-oxidation using acyl-CoA oxidase
Cellular component (GO): peroxisome
Molecular function (GO): FAD binding; fatty acid binding; acyl-CoA oxidase activity
Source: RefSeq, a predicted model, not a curated record